Molecule: messenger RNA, 1896 nt
Organism: Colletotrichum gloeosporioides
Lineage: Eukaryota; Fungi; Ascomycota; Sordariomycetes; Glomerellales; Glomerellaceae
Product: Vegetative incompatibility protein HET-E-1
Exons: 5
Source: RefSeq, a predicted model, not a curated record
AUGGCAGACGACGCGCAAGACGAUGUGAAGGAGAGGCGGCGCCAGCGCCAGCGCCGUGGGCUGCUGCCCCCGGAGCUUGUCGAUCUCAUGGGACCGCCGUUGAAGGUUGGCGCCCUGACUGGAUCCAUCGGUCUGUUCAGUGGCAUUGCUGCCGGCAUCAUCCGCGACUCAACUCCAGCCCUGUUUGCGAUAGCAUCAGGCAUCCAAUGGUUUGCCCUUGGCUCCAGUUACUGGCUCUCUAGGUCAGUAGCGUUGAACUACCUGGGCCGCGAGGGUCAACUAUCCGACUCAUCCAAGGUCAAAGCAAGUGCCGUUGCUGGAGGCACUGCUGGCAUGGUCGGCGGUCUCAUCCGCGGUCCCAAGAACAUCAUUCCCGGUAUUAUCGUGUUCUCAAUAGUGGGCGGAGCAGGCCAGGCCAUUGUCAACAGAACACAACGUGUGUCGCCAGAUGCCAAAGAGAAGAAGAGCUUCUUCGAAUCAAGUUGGAGCCCACUGAAGAAGCUGUCGGACGACGAGUAUCGCGAUAUGCUCGACGAGAAGAUGCUCAAGAUUGAUGCCGAAAUUGCCCUCAUUGACGACAAGAUUGCCGAGCUGCGGGCUGCGAAGGCAGCGGAGCCCCCUCAGGCUCCAGAGCCUCCAUCCAAGCCAUCAACAACCCUCCGUCUUCAAGACUUUUCCGACUUGGAACGCCCCAAAUACGCCAUUCUCUCCCACACAUGGGGCAAAGAGGAAGUCAGCCUACAGGAACGGAUGGAGUGGGAGGAGGGAGACCCAAAUCAAAAGACCCGGAUAGAAGCCAAAAGCGGUUUCAAGAAGAUUGCAAACGCAUGUCGAAUCGCUCGGUUAGAUGGUCAUCCAUACAUCUGGGUCGACACCAACUGUAUCGACAAGAAGAGUAGUGCCGAGUUGUCCGAAGCCAUCAAUUCCAUGUUUUCCUGGUAUCAGGCCUCUAGAGUUUGCUUUGCAUAUCUGGAAGAUCUCCCAGCGGAAACCACUACCAAGGACCUGUCUAGGUGUCGAUGGUUCACCAGAGGCUGGACACUGCAAGAGCUUCUCGCACCUCGACGCGUGACGUUCUUUGACUCGGCGUGGGAAUCUGUCGGCACAAAAACCACGCUUCGCACACGAAUUCGCGAGGCUACUUGCAUAGAGGCAGCUGUGCUUCGUGACCCAGCAAAGAUCAACACUGCUUGCGCUGCCAAAAAGAUGUCGUGGGCGUCAUCACGCCAGACAACUCGUGUCGAAGACAUGGCUUAUUGUCUUCUGGGACUUUUCAACAUCAAUAUGCCCCUCUUGUACGGCGAAGGCAACGACGCUUUUCGAAGACUCCAAGAGGAAAUCAUCAAAGUUUCCACCGACCAAAGCCUCUUCGCAUGGGACUGGCCUUCCACGACACCGAAAUAUUAUUUGCGAGGGCUGCACUCAGUCACAACAUUGGCCCCUUUCCCCUCAGCCUUUGGAAAAUGCCAUGAUGUUGUGAGGGACUUGGACCAUGAGCUGCAGACCCAGCCGCGCCACAGAGAGUAUGCCAUGACAAAUUUCGGACUUAACAUCGCUCUUCCCCUGCUUAUUGAAAAGCAGGGUGCGCGUUACGGGGCAUUAAACUGUAGAUACAAGAAGCUGCAAGAUUUUCUUAUCUGCAUUCCUCUGUCUAUCCAUGACCUGACAGGGACUUUCUACCGAGACGACUCCCGAGACCUUAUAAUUAUUCCGCGUCGAUACUUUCUUGGACAGCCGACCUCAAUUUUACUCCCUCGAUAUUCCGAGUCUCAGCACUAUGCCUUAUCACCUAGUUUUCUCAGACCUCAGGAUGGAGAAGUCUCGUUCCUGCUGUUCACCUCGAAUAGGGACUUGGGACUCUGGGAGAUUCGUACAUCGUGGGGGUACAUGCGAGCC